ACGGAUCAUGCUGGAGCAAAUGUAAAUGAGGACAGGCGAUAGUAAAGGCGAAGGCCGGACAAAACAACGUAAAUUUGCUAGAGGUUCCAUCAUGACUAGUACGAUCCAAUCAAUGUAUUCCUUUCCUCGUCAAGGUCAAUGUCGAUGAUGGUCUUCACAAAGAAACGAAACAGAACAGAUUUCUGGCCUGAUGAAGCCACAUGUGUAAGACAGCCGUCGAGGAAGAAUCGCGGAUGUGAGCAGUCACUGUGCUUUUUAUGUAUCUUCAUGUACAUGUUUGCUGAGACUCAGAGUAAGUAGCACAAGAGUGGAACAAUUAGAAUUACAAUUUUACCUCCUGCUUCUCCAAUAUUAACGGCAGAAACACCCACCCCUCAUGAUCCAGUUCGAGCUUUGUGAUGAUCCCGAGGCCGAUGCGGUCUACGGGCUUUUUGCGGACAGUCCGGAACCGGACCAGGCGGUACUAGAGCAGGUCCGGGAGCUCGCGUCGCGACCGGGCGGCGGCGAGACGAAAGGAGUGGGACGUCGUGCCGAGGAGCAACAGGAAAAGAAGAAACAGGAGGAGCCGGUCCUUGAAAACGCGGCCGGGGCACUGAAGAAAAAGUUGAAGAGAAUAGCAAAACGGAGGCGAGAGGACGAGGAGUUUUUCGGCGACAACAAUCAUCUGGAUGGUUCAGCUUCACCCUCCUCGUCGUCGUCGCUACUACAGCGAGGAAGAGGGGGGGUUGCCGGAGGCAGAUUGCUCGGCUCGUCCGUGAAAAUCGGCAGUCGUCCAGCCUCUGCUUCAAACGCGACGAACAACUUGAAUGUGGAUGUUGAUAUGGAGCGUGCAUCUACCUCCGGGGGAAAUGAAACUGCCAGAGCUAGCCGGAAGGGAGACGCGCAAAUCAAUCAGCUAGAAGACAGUGGUGCAACAAGCACACAGAAUGACGGUUUGCCGUGGGCAGUUGUGCCAGUCGUUGUUACAGGAGAGUCUAGUACGGCGAUAUCACCCUCCGCAGCAGCCGCUUCCGCCGCACGGAAGAAGACUCCAUUGGAACUAGCCAUGGAGGCUCGGAAAGCAUCAGGUGCUGGUCCUGGCGGAAAAAGAAGGAAGAAAAAGUGAACAUGCGUUUUUUCACUUCCGCUCAAUGUGGAUCCUGCGUAAGCGACAAAUUGGAAAUGAAUAGCGACAGAAAUCAAAUGAAAUUAUGUAGCAUUAGCGAAGAAU
Amoebophrya sp. A120 is the source of this 1210-nucleotide messenger RNA. The record is from the annotation of a GenBank genome assembly. NCBI's taxonomy places the organism in Eukaryota, Dinophyceae, Syndiniales, Amoebophryaceae.